CAUUGGACCGUUUUUUUUUUUCUUCUCCUCCUGCAGCAGAUCUUCCGAUGCAUUGUAACAGUGUUGAAGAACAUAAACUCCUGAACACAAUGCCUCGACGUCUGUAAUGGCGCAUUGACUUCGGUGGGAUAAACGACUGUCAGGAUCCCGAAAACAGAGAUGUAGUCUGUAGUCUGGUCUGUCGGCAGACUCUGAGUUCUCACUAUGCUGCUUUAUCUGCUGCUGACCAUCUCACUAACAAACGUCAAUGGCCAGAUAGACCCAGCUCACUGUCGUUAUCCUCUCGGAUUGGAGGAUGGGAGGAUCAAAAACGAUGACAUCACUGCCUCCAGCCAGUGGUACGAAACCACAGGCCCUCAGUACGCAAGGUUAAACCGUGAGGAGGGGGACGGCGCCUGGUGUCCUGCUGGUCAACUGCAGCCCUCAGAUGUUCAGUAUCUUCAGCUUGACCUACGUCAGCUCAUCUUUCUCACCGUCGUCGCUACACAGGGUCGCUACGCACGCAACUCAGGCAACGAGUUUGCACGCAAAUACCGUCUGGAGUACAGUCGCGAUGGACACCGCUGGAUCUCCUGGAGAAACCGCUUUGGUAGCGAGACUAUAAUGGGCAAUAUAAACACCUAUGACUCUGUGGUGCGAGACCUUCACCCUCCCAUCAUUACUCGAUUCUUACGUUUGAUUCCCGUCACCGAUGCCGUACACACUGUGUGUAUGAGAGUAGAGCUUUUUGGAUGCGCCUGGCAGGAUGGCCUGACGGCGUACAGCUCUCCAGAGGGCCAGACCAUGAUGGCUCUUGGUUAUCCCAUCACACCUCUCAACGACUCCACGUACGACGGGGCCCUGGAACGCAGGAAGCUGUCUGGGGGUCUGGGUCAGCUGACAGAUGGGGUGAUUGGUCAGGAUGACUUUGUACAGAGAAGACUGGACCGCUUGUGGCCCGGAUAUGACUACGUGGGCUGGAGGAACAACAGCUUGGGCCCUGGAUAUGUAGAGAUGGAGUUCCAGUUUGACAGACAGAGAAACUUCACUUCUAUGAAGGUUCACAGUAAUAACAUGUUCUCUCGGGGCGUGAAGAUCUUCGCAUCCGUGUCCUGUGUCUUUAAGCUGCACCUCAUUUCGGAGUGGGAAGCAGAACUGGUGGAGUUUCACACCGUUCUAGAUGACCGGAACCCGAGCGCUCGCUAUGUGACUGUCCCGUUAAAGCACAGAUCGGCCACGGCGCUGCGCUGCCGCUUCUACUUUGCUGACACUUGGAUGAUGUUCAGCGAGAUCUCGUUUCAGUCUGCAACUAAUGUGCUUCCCACCCAGAAGCCCCCAGUAUUGACCCCUCCUUCAUAUGAGGUUAACAGCAAAGUACCACAAACUACACAAAAAACAGAAGACCAGACGACAGCAAAACCAUUAAAACCAGGCUCUCCUGAAGAGGCCAGUACAUCGAUUCUGAUUGGCUGUCUGGUGACUAUUAUUCUUCUACUAGUGGUGAUCAUCUUCCUGAUUCUGUGGUGCCAAUAUGUGUGCAAAGUCCUGGAGAAGGCUCCGAGGCGAAUUUUGAAGGAGGAGGUGACAGUGCGUUUGUCCUCUAGCAGUGACACUAUAAUUCUGCAGACUCCUCCUGUGCCCCCGCGCAUCUCCCUCGACCCGCCCUACGAGAGGAUCUUCCUGCUGGACCCCCAGUAUCAGGAUCCCGCUGCGCUCAGGAGCAAACUUCCCGAGCUGUCGCAGAGUGCAGAAGCUUCUGCCUGUAGCGGAGGAUACGCCGAACCUGACGUGACCCUGUGCACCCCACACCAGUGUUUUCAGAGCAGCGUCCCACACUACGCUGAAACCGACAUCAUCAGCCUGCAGGGGGUCACCGGCAGCAACAUGUACGCCGUUCCGGCACUUACCGUAGAUUCCCUGACGCGGAAGGACAUCUCCGUGGCCGAGUUCCCACGAGAGAGACUGCUGUUCAGAGAGAAACUGGGAGAAGGCCAGUUUGGUGAGGUGCAUUUGUGUGAGGCGGAGGGUUUGGCUGAAUUUCUGGGAGAGUGUGCAGUGUUACCGGAGCAGAACGGCAGGCCGGUGCUAGUAGCAGUUAAACAACUCCGAGCAGAUGCCACCAGCACUGCCAGAAAUGACUUCCUGAAGGAGAUAAAGAUCAUGUCGCGUCUGAAUAACCCAAACAUCAUCCAGCUGCUGUGCGUGUGCGUGAGCUCCGACCCGCUCUGCAUGGUGACCGAGUACAUGGAGAACGGAGACCUCAACAUGUUCCUGUCUCAGAGAGAGAUAGAGAGCACUCUCACGCAUGCCAACAACAUUCCGUCUGUCAGCCUUGCUGACCUGUUGCACAUGUCGGUGCAGAUCUCUUCUGGGAUGAAGUACCUGGCUUCUCUGAAUUUUGUGCAUCGUGAUCUGGCCACACGGAACUGCCUCCUGGACCGCCACCUCACCAUAAAGAUCUCUGAUUUCGGCAUGAGCAGAAACUUGUACAGUAGUGAUUACUAUCGUAUACAGGGGCGCGCUGUGCUGCCUAUACGCUGGAUGGCCUGGGAGAGCAUCUUACUGGGGAAGUUCACAACAGCUAAUGAUGUGUGGGCAUUUGGAAUAACCCUGUGGGAGAUCUUCACUUUAUGUAAGGAGCAGCCCUACAGCCUGCUGUCUGAUGAACAGGUCAUCGAGAACACCGGCGAAUUCUUCAGAAACCAGGGGAGACAGAUCUUUCUCUCCGCCCCACCACUCUGUCCAUCCUCUCUGUUCGAGCUGAUGAUGCGUUGCUGGAGUCGUGACAUCGCGGACCGGCCCACUUUUCACAGAUUGUAUCAGGCCCUGCGAACUUUCGCACCCCACUCAUGACCGACACCUGCUCUAUUGAAAUAACCUGGAGGAAAACUGUUAUACAUGUCUUCUGACUGCUCGCCAGUCGCUGAAGUAGAGCAGUAACAUUAUAGCCACAAUGUAGCGUUAUUAGAGAUAGAUCUAGAGAUGAUGAGAUUUCACAAAAGGCAUUCAAUCAUUUAUCCACUCACAUUUUCAUCUCCAUUGGGACUCAGAUAGCUUUUUUUUCAAUCCAUAGACACUUGAGGUUGUUGUUUUUUUACUUCUCUGUUGUUCUUUCCCUUUUUUUCUUUAUCAUAUAUGUUAUUUCUGUUUGUCAUUUUCCAACAGUGACUCUUGAGCCUACUGUAUAAUCUAGGCAGAAAGAACCAACUGGACGAAUGUUGUGUUUGUCAAAACUGUGGUUGUGUAUCGUUAAGCACUGCUGUCUUUGGUUUUAUUUUGUUUUUGUCUAUUUUUGUUCCUUAUUUACCCCCACACUGGAGUUACUGUGUCUUAUGAUAUUAAGUGUAUUUUUUGCUCUCUAAAUAUGAAUGUUUUACAGGUUCUUUGGAUAUAGCCGGGUCAGAGACUUUCUCUGCCUGGAUCUAGCAGAACUACUGUUAUAGUUAGAUUAAAAACCCUUUCAGAGGAGAAGGGAGAGGGUUAUAGAGCCAACAAUGGACUGAUGUGCAAUCGAAUGCACUGUUUCUUCCCCCAACUUCUAACAGGCCACUUUAAAGUCAACAAUAAGAACAGACCAAUGGACCAUGAUUCAUCUGUGCAUGUUUCCAAAGAAGGCAAUGUCUCAUCAAAAUGUAAUAGGUUGGUUCUUGGUUAAUGUCAAAAAAGCAAGAAGCAUUUCCAUUGGGAUACUUCAAGUUGUUCUUGGGGUGAAGUUGACCUUUAGCCUCCACAUGCAUAUGUCCAAUUAUAGAAGUAAAAUGGGUUGUUAAUGCCAUUUCAUGUUGGCUUUAAAGGAAUAGUUAAUC
Messenger RNA from Carassius carassius (crucian carp), 3785 nucleotides. It is a transcript of the gene ddr2l, whose product is annotated as discoidin domain receptor family, member 2, like. The transcript is spliced from 17 exons. Gene Ontology annotation, cellular component: membrane; signaling receptor complex. The coding region runs from base 205 to 2832 and encodes 875 amino acids. Gene Ontology annotation, molecular function: protein tyrosine kinase collagen receptor activity; ATP binding; collagen binding. Gene Ontology annotation, biological process: cell surface receptor protein tyrosine kinase signaling pathway; positive regulation of kinase activity; protein phosphorylation. NCBI's taxonomy places the organism in Eukaryota, Metazoa, Chordata, Actinopteri, Cypriniformes, Cyprinidae. The record is from RefSeq and is a predicted model, not a curated record.